GUGUGAUCUGCUACGGUUUUGGUGCAUCGCAAACACUUGACAAAAUUUAUUUUCGAUAAAUUUAGUUAUUAGGAUGAAUAAAAAAUAAAUAUUACAUAUGUAUAUAAAAUAUGUAGCUUUUCAUUGUGUUGGUGGCGCAUUUAUGUUGCAUACUUAUCACUUUUAAUUCUUGAAGUUUUCUUAUUCGUAUUAUCAGUUUGAUCUUGUAACUUUAAAGUAUAAUUUUAUGCAAAUGAAAUUUAUGUACUGCAAACUUGCGCAUAUAUUUAGCGCCAGGUUUUAUUUUAUCUGACAUAUAGUGUUGUACAUGUACACGAUUCCACACAUUGUUUUUAUCAUUUUAUAUUUCGGUCAGAAGCAAUUAAUGAUAUAUCUAACUUUACAUAUAUAAUAAGUAGUUCAUUGAUAGAUAAUGAUUGACGAUGUUUGAGGGAGUAAUAAUACAUAGAAUCAUUAAUAAUGCAUACAAUCAUAAUUUACCAUAAUUUAUUAUGGAAUCAUAACUCACAUAAGAAUUUAUAAAAAAUUUUACGUCUUGUAGUUCUUAGUAUGUACAUAAAUGUCUGACAAUGAGAUAAUAUAUUGUUCUCAUAUUUGGUUUCUCGUAUCAGCUUCUUUCUAUAAAUUCUUGAAUUUUGAUAUAUUUAGUCAGAAACUUCAAAAUCAAUUUCAUUCAAAAUAAUUCCUAUUUCCAGCUAUUUUUCUUUUUUGUUUAAACUUUUUCUUCUUAUUAUAAAUUUUUGUAAGUUUUUUUUAUGAAAACAAAAGUUUAAUUAUGUGCUGUAAUUAUAUGCUGUAAAACUGAGACCUAAGUGGCUUAUUAUAAUAACAAAUGAUGAAAAUAGUCAAAGAUAAAAAAAAGACGAUCAUAUGCACAUCUACAUGCGGAUUUACAUACACAUUUACAUACAUGCUGUUUGAAACUAUUUGCUUUGUUUUUUUAUCGCAAGAAAUAUACGUAUAAACAGGAUUUGUCGCAUCAAAUGUUAGUCGAUUUUCUGCAGACACAGGGUUUAACUUUCUCAUAUUACCAAAGUAUAUUUCAUUAUGUUUGAUAGCUGAACAUUUCACAAAGGAUUGUUUUUAUAUUUCUCACGGACUCUUAUAACAUAUAAAAGGUACUGUAAUUAAUUUAUGACUCCGUUCCGAUAUGUAUAACCAAUACUGGAAAUCGAUAAAACAUAUAACGUAAAAAGUACAGGUUUUUAAAUACUGGCAGUGAAUGUCGGAACGCAGCCUAUAUAUUUACUAGACGUAUAAAAAUUUCUCCUUACUUUAAGGAUAUACUUUUAAAGAUUAACUUUGAAGAAAAAAAAUCGUACGACUGUCUGUUUUUUUACAAUAAGAUACGCGAAUAAGAAAUAUAUAUUCAAUAGACGAUCUGCUUUUCACUCGUUGCUUAUCGUUUGUUCUAAUGAAGGUUUUUCACAAGAAAAAUGCACUGUCAUUAUAUGACCUUUUUUCUGAAGCUACAUAAGGCGUAACUGAUAAGUGAAACGAUGCGCAUUAAUAGCGACAGUAGUACGUCACAUUGCUGUGUCUUUGACAAAUUUUAUUCUUCGGAAGAACAAAUGUUAAACGCUGGCUUAUUAUCGCAUAUAGUGUUUGUGUAACAGUUUGCUAAACAAUAGUGCAACAUAAUACUACUGUCAUUAUGCCGUCACUCCCUAUAAUCCCGUAACUCCAAAAACGCAAAUUUUAGAGAUCAGUUUAAAGAUUUAAAACUUCAUAUGUUUCCCUAGUUAAGAGAUUCUUUUGGUUUAAAAAUUUUACCUUAUGAAUAAUUUUUAAAAAUAUUUGUUGAUCAUAAAGAACAUGACUUUCUAAGUUUCACUAUAUGCAAUAAACUGAAAAUCCCGUAUGUGACACUUAUGUAAUUAUACGUAAGGAGUAACGAUGCAUCGUUUUGGAUACUUAUCAAUCACUCCGCGUAUCUUUAAUCUUUUAAAAGCUCGUAUCAGAUUAUAGAUUAGGACUGAAAUUUGAGAUUGGAUUGAAAUGUGAUCAAAAUUUCAAUAAACUUGAGAUUAGGUUUUUUAUAUAUUUUGAUUGGAUUAAAUUGAAAUUCCACUAUUAAAGAGCUUAAACAGAUAUCUUGUAUGUAUAAUAUGACCGGCUUUCUCCCCCCCAAAGAGGCCGAUCUAGCACAAUUUGUUAACAGUUUGCUUAUAGUGCUGAAAUAAUAGAGUAGUAAUCGCGAGAUUGCCUUAUCAUAUGUAAAUAAUUUUUUGUAAUGCUAUUUAUUUCAGAAUAAUAAAAUACAACUACUCUAUAAAUAUAUGUGUGAGAAAAAAAUAUAUAUAUAUAUUAAAUAAAGGAAACACACAUAUCAUCAAGAAUGGCAAAAGUACAAUUUGAAGAGAUAAAACUUAUUGUACCUUGGGGUCAUGUUGCUGCCAGAACAUAUGGUUCUCGCGCUGGAGAACCAGUAUUAAUGGUGCAUGGUCGUGAAGAUAAUGCGGGAACAUUCACUAGAUUAAUGAAAUAUUUACCAAUGGAAUCCUUUUAUUAUGUGUGCAUAGAUUUACCUGGCCAUGGAUGGUCAUCACACUUCCCAUCCUGGAUGACACUAAGUUGUGUAGAAUAUGCAAACGCAUUGCACUUUAUUCUUAAGGCGCUACAGUGGCAAACCUGUAUUUAUAUAGGACAUAGUAUGGGAGCGCAAAUAGGUAUCAUUUUUAGUGUUAUAGAACCUCACAGACUUAAAAAACUAAUUUGUCUUGAUGGGUUUCUUUUUAUACAUAAACAAUUUGAUAAAGAUACCUUUAUAAAUUACUACAAACAACAAUAUGCGUAUAUGUUAAAAGGCAGUAGCAAUGUAAAGCCACCAUCUUAUACUAAAGAGGAAAUUUUAUAUGCUUUUAAGAAUAAGAGAUUAGGCAACUUGAAUUCAGAAGCUGCAGAUGCAUUAUUUGAACGUGCAGCUACAGAAGUAAAUGGAAAGUAUAUACUCAAUAGAGAUGUACGAACAAAAAAUUAUCCUUUCCUGCAUUUGAAUCUUGACGAAUGCAGACAGAUAAAUUGCAGAAUUUCGGCUCCCCUAUAUAUGUUUAUUGCAUCUGAAAGUGCUUUAACUAUAGGAGAUACAUUCUUCCAAAAAAUGAAAAACGAAGUUCAAGUACCGAUUACGAACUUUAAAAUAAACGGGAAUCAUGAUGUUCACAAUAAUAAUCCUGAAAAAAUUGCUCCAUAUUUAUGUGAAGUAUUAAAUACUGGAGAGAAAUCAAAGUUAUAAUAUAUGGGAAAGGUAUAUAAAAAAUUGUUAUUGGUAUUGUUAUUAUAUAUUAGUUAUAUAUAAACUUUUGAAUAAUAUGUGAAUAUACACAUUAUAUACAUAUUAUACAAAUUCAAAUUGUAAUACAUA
Pseudomyrmex gracilis is the source of this 3364-nucleotide messenger RNA. Its product is annotated as serine hydrolase-like protein. The transcript has a single exon. Bases 2339 to 3235 code for a protein of 298 amino acids. The record is from RefSeq and is a predicted model, not a curated record. NCBI's taxonomy places the organism in Eukaryota, Metazoa, Arthropoda, Insecta, Hymenoptera, Formicidae.